CUUCCAGCUCUGUAUACCGCACGACCGGAGAGGUAUGAAGACUGAUAACGAACGGUAAGCGUGAUACAUGCUGGUGGAUAUACGGAAGAAGACGGAGGACGCUCUCUGCUAUGCUGGGCUCUAGUCAGAAUGGGUGAGCGUCAGACCUAUGUGAAGCUCAGUGAAGAGAAACUUAUACCAACGUCUGACAUUUUGUCACUGCUUAGGACCUACAACUGUUACCACGAAGGGAAAAACUUCCAGCUGAGGACUCGCGAGGAGGAUGGAGAGCUCAUCCUCGAGGGGUUGCUGAACAUCUACUGGGGUCUACGCCGCCCAAUCAGACUUCAGAUGUACGAUGACAAUGAAAGAUUCCGUCUCAACCGAAACGAUAGAUCUGCUGUGGAAAAGCAGUUAUCAGCGGAGUGUAACAAUAAUUCACUGGACGGAGAAACUGGACCAGCUAGUGGUGAUGUCGGCGGUCAGGAGGAAGAGGAUUCUCCUCAGCUGCUGAGGACCAGGAGUGAUGCUUCCUUCAUGCGGGUUCAGAGGCGGUCAAGAACACACACUGCCAGAGACUUGCAGCGCUUGCGCACACACAGGUUCUCAAUCAACGGACACUUCUACAACCACAAGACAUCUGUAUUUACUCCAGCCUAUGGUUCGGUCACUAACGUUCGUGUAAACAGCUCCAUGACCACUGGACAAGUCCUCAACCUGCUGCUACACAAGUUUAGGGUGGAGAAUAAAUCUGAAGAGUUUGUCCUUUAUAUGGUGCAUGAGUCCGGCGAGAGGACCCGACUGAGGGAUGGUGAAUACCCGCUGGUGGCUCGUGUGCUUUAUGGACCUUGUGAGAAAAUCUCCAAGAUCCUCAUCACGGAGGCCGACCUGGGAGAGGAAGUCACAUAUGAUGUUGCCCAAUACAUAAAGUUUGAGAUUCCUGUUUUAGACAGCUUCGUAGAGAAACUUAAAGAGGAAGAGGAACGUGAGAUAAACAAACUAACCAAAAAGUACAGUGCUCUGAGGUCUAUGAUUCAACACCAGCUUGAAGGCAGAGAUCACACAAGUGACAGAGUAUGAAUGUUUCUGUAUGCAUGUACUGACGUAACCUCUGUGUGUGUGUGUGUGUGUGUGUGUGUGUGUGUGUGUGUGUGUGUGUGUGUGUGUGUGUGUGUGUGUGUGUGUGUGAGGGGAAGGGGUGUUUGCAACACUAAUGAUUGUUGAUUUACGAUGGGAACAUUUCCAAAUGCUGUAGUGAAUGUAGAGGUAAAGGUAAAAAGGUAAAAGUAAAGGCUGCAAUAGAACCAUAUCAUACACCAAUGUGCUUCUACUUUUAGAAUUACAUAUCUCAAAAGUUUGUAUGAUCUGUUUUGUUAAUGUUAUUACUAUUAAGUGUAUCACUGCUAUGAUAUCUCUGCUAUUAAUAUAUUUGCAUUUUGUAUGAAAAGUCUUACUGCAAAUAUGGAUAUUUAUACAAGCUGUUUUUGGUAAUGUUUUCUCUGACCUUUUUAUGUAAUAAAUCCGUUUUAGUGUGACCUUUA
This is a messenger RNA of Siniperca chuatsi (mandarin fish), 1520 nucleotides long. RefSeq names its product Ras association domain family member 4a (gene rassf4a). Gene Ontology annotation, biological process: signal transduction. The transcript has 11 exons. Lineage: Eukaryota; Metazoa; Chordata; Actinopteri; Centrarchiformes; Sinipercidae. The coding region runs from base 130 to 1059 and encodes 309 amino acids. The record is from RefSeq and is a predicted model, not a curated record.